AUGUAUCUUCAAUUCUGCGAUCAGUGCAAGCAAUAUACACUCAAGCAAAAGUGCCCACGUUGCGGCGGCCAGACACGCUCUGCUCAUCCCGCUCGUUUCUCACCAGAAGACAAAAACUCUGCAGAACGCAUCCAGACCAAGGCUAAAUUCAACCUUCUCCCAUACCAGCAGCCAGAUAUUGAAUACUAA
Molecule: messenger RNA, 189 nt
Organism: Trichomonas vaginalis G3
Lineage: Eukaryota; Parabasalia; Trichomonadida; Trichomonadidae
Product: nucleolar RNA-binding protein, NOP10p family
Exons: 1
Coding region: 1-189 (62 amino acids)
Biological process (GO): positive regulation of telomerase RNA localization to Cajal body; rRNA pseudouridine synthesis; snRNA pseudouridine synthesis
Cellular component (GO): box H/ACA snoRNP complex; box H/ACA telomerase RNP complex
Molecular function (GO): box H/ACA snoRNA binding; telomerase RNA binding
Source: RefSeq, a predicted model, not a curated record